UAACAUCAUCGAAUCGAACUCAAAAAUUGUAAACAUUGUUAUGUUUUAUCUUAUUACUGUAAAGAAAAAUACAUAUUUAUGCUCGUGAUUUAAGCUGAUUUGACUACUUCGUUGAUACCAAAGUCCACUUCGCCAAGUUUACCGGUGUGUAAUUGCCUAAAAUGGAUAACUUUGACACUAUCAUCGAAUCGGUACAAGGGACAAUUAAAAUAGUAACGUAUAACAAGCCCAAGAGGAAAAAUGCAAUUGACUUUGAUAUGUACAAGAGAGUGACGAGGAUCCUUAAUGAUGGAGCAAAAGACAGCAAUGUGUCUAUGAUGGUGCUAACUGGAGCAGGGGAAUACUUCAGCAGUGGCAAUGAUUUGGUUGCCUUAAGGACAGCCCAUACACCCAGUUUCCUCACAGUGCUGCAUGAUUUUAUUGAGGCGUUCAUAACAUUCCCCAAGUUACUGGUAGCUGUUGUGAAUGGACCCGCUGUAGGCAUAGCUGUGACCACCCUGCCACUUUGUGACUUAGUGUUUGCUGCGGAGAAUGCCUUUUUCUACACACCAUUUGGAAAGUUAGGUAUCACAGCAGAAGGAUGUUCAACUUUUACAUUCCCAAGGAUCAUUGGAUAUGGAAAGGCUUUGGAAAUGCUAGUGUUCAACCAAAAGAUGAAUGCCAAGGAGGCUCUAGAUUAUGGGUUUGUUAACUGUGUUUAUAAACCAGAGGAAGUCCAAACCAAGGUAUGGAACAAGCUAGUUGAAAUAUCUAAUGUAUCAAAUGAUCUACUGGCAACAACUAAGAGAUUGAUGAGAGGUUCCAUACAAGACAAGUUGUUGAAAGUGAAUGAUGAAGAGAUUCGUCUACUGAAUGAGGCUUGGUCUUCUAGAGAGCCCAAUCCAAAACAUUCGGAUAUUAUCAAAAGUAAAAUUUAAAAUAAAAAGUACCGAAAUAAGUACCUAAUGCAUUUAAAAAUAAUAAAUUUUAUUUGGUAUUAAGGUAAAAAUAGAAUUUAAACAGUAUAAUUAUUGUAUAAAUAUGUACAAUUAAUUAAUUAUGUAUAACAGAAAUGUGAUAUAUGAUAUUGGUAAUUUGGUAUAUAGGGUUUGCUUAAGUCGCAAACCUCGGAACUCCUCCUGGGGAGUUACGAGGUUUACGACUUUAAGUAUUGUUGGCUAAGGUAGCAAUUACUAAUUUCCUUGAACUGGUGUUACGAGGUUUAGGUUAUUGCGACUUAAGGCGACGAUAGAUUUUUUUUGAAGUGCAAUAUAUUUCGUUUAGUUUGAGUAGUUUCAUGGAAAAUGUUUUAUUUUUUUAUGUUUGAAAUUGACACUGCCUAUUUUUAAGUCAGUUUAGUUUACUUUCUACGUGAGUAAUAAAAUAGUCAAUAAUA
Cydia fagiglandana is the source of this 1375-nucleotide messenger RNA. It is a transcript of the gene Dci, whose product is annotated as enoyl-CoA delta isomerase 2. The record is from RefSeq and is a predicted model, not a curated record. Lineage: Eukaryota; Metazoa; Arthropoda; Insecta; Lepidoptera; Tortricidae. The transcript has 4 exons. The coding region runs from base 162 to 917 and encodes 251 amino acids.